Acanthosepion pharaonis is the source of this 5370-nucleotide messenger RNA. NCBI's taxonomy places the organism in Eukaryota, Metazoa, Mollusca, Cephalopoda, Sepiida, Sepiidae. The record is from the annotation of a GenBank genome assembly.
AUGUGGGUUCUUUCUUUCUUUUUCUUUCUUUUUUUUUUUUUCUUUCUUUCUUUCUUUUUUUUCUUUCUUUCUUUCCUUCUUUCUUUCUUUCCUUUUUUCUUUCUUUCUUUCCUUUUUUCUUUCUUUCUUUCCUUCUUUCUUUCUUUCUUUCUUUCUUUCCUUUUUUAUUUCUUUUUCUUUCCUUCUUUCUUUUUUCUUUCCUUCUUUCUUUCUUUCUUUCCUUUUUCUUUCUUUCUUUCCUUCUUUCUUACUUUCCUUCUUUCUAUCUUUCUUUCUUUCCUUUUUCUUUCUUUUUUAUUUCUUUCUUUUUCUUUUUUUUUUUCUUUCUUUUUUUUUUUUUUUUUUUUUUUUUCUUUUUUUCUUUUUUUUCUUUUUUUUUUUUUUCUUUCUUUCUUUUUGACAUUUCUUCGUAUGACGGUGUCUACUGGUGGUGAACAUCAUUGUAAAAAUAUCUUUAUCUAUUGCUAUCUCUCUCUCGUUCUCUCUAUCUCUCAUGCACUCUUUUUACUCUCUCUCUCUCUUUCUCUGUCUUUCUUUCUUUCACUCCCUCACUUUUUCUUUCUCUCUCUCUCGCAUCUCUUCAUCUUUUUCUAUUUCCGAUUCAAUCUCCUUUUGCUUUCUUUCUCGUUUUCGCUUCUAUCUUUCUAUCUCUUAUUUCUCUUUCUUUCUUGCUUGCUUCUCUUAUACUCUUCUCUUUUUUUCUUUUUUGCGCUCUUUCUUUUUUUCUCUCUUUUUCUUUCUCUUUCUUUCUCUCACUCACUCACUCUGUCUUUCUCUUUCUCUCAUCUCUUCUUCAUCUUUUUCUAUUUCCGAUUCAAUCUCCUUUUGUCUUUCUGUCUCGUUUUCGCUUCUAUCUUUCUGUCUUCUCUUAUCUCUCUUCUUUUCUUGCUUGCUUCUCUUAUACUCUUCUCUUUUUUUUUUUUUUUUGCACUUUUUUUUUUCUCUUUUUUUCUCUUUCUUUUCUCUCUCUCACUCCUCUUUCUUUUCUCUUUCUCUUUCUUUUCUUCAUCUCUUUUUCAUCCUUUUCUAUUUCCGAUUCAAUCUCCUUUUGCCUUUCUGUCUCUCUUUUUCUCUUCUAUCUUUUUCUGUCUUCUUAUCUCUUCUUUCUUUUUUUCUUUAUUUGCUUCUUUCUGUCUCGUUUUACUCUUCUCUUUUUCUUUUUUUUUUGCUUUUCUUAUACUCUCUUUUUUCUUUUUUCUCUCUUUUUCUCUUUUUUUCUUUUUCUUUCUCUCACUCACUCACUCUUUCUUUUUCUUUCUCUCAUCUCUUCUUCAUCUUUUCUAUUUCCGAUUCAAUCUCCUUUUGUCUUUCUGUCUCUGUUUUCGCUUCUAUCUUUCUGUCUUCUCUCUUAUCUCUUCUUCUUUUCUUGGUUUCUCUUAUACUUCUCUUUUUUUUCUCUUUUCUUUUUUUCUUUUUUGCUUUUCUUUUUCUUUUUUUCUCUUUUUCUCUCUCUUUCUUUUCUCUCACUCCUAUCUUUCUAUCCUCUUUUUUCUUUCUCUUUUUUUUUUCUUUUUCGCUCUUUCUUUUUUUUUUUUCUUUCUAUCUAUCUUCUGUCAUCUUUUCUAUUUCGAUUCAAUCUCCUUUUGCCUUUCUGUCUCGUUUUCCUUCUAUCUUUCUGUCUUCUCUUAUCUUUCUUCUUUUUGCUUGCUUCUCUUAUACUCUUCUCUUUUUUCUUUUUUUGCACUCUUUCUUUUUUCUCUCUUUUUCUCUCUCUUUCUUUCUCUCACUCACUCACUCACUCUUUCUUUCUCUUUCUCUCAUCUCUUCUUCAUCUUUUUCUAUUUCCGAUUCAAUCUCCUUUUGUUUGUUUUCUUUUCUUUGUCUGUUUUCGCUUCUAUCUUUUUUUUUUUUUUAUCUCUUUUUUUUUUUCUUGCUUGCUUUCUUUCUCUUAUACUCUUUUCUUUUUUUUCUUUUUUGCACCUUUUCUUUUUUUCAAUCUCUUUUUGCCUUUUUUCUCGUUUUCCUUUCUUCUUUCUUCUUUCUCUUUUCUUCUUUUCUUGCUUGCUUCUCUUUCUCUUCUCUUUUUUUCUUUUUUGCACUCUUUCUUCGUCCUUUUUUCUAUUUCCGAUUCAAUCUCCUUUUUUGCCUUUCUCUUUGUCUCAUCUUUCUUCGUCUUUUUCUAUUGUCUUCUCUUUUCUUUCUGUCUUUUUUUCGUUUUAUCUUUCUCUUCUCUUAUCUUUCUUCUUUCUUUUUUUUUUUGCACUUCUUUUUUUUUUUUUGCACUCUUUCUCUUUUCUCUCUCUUUCUUUCUCUCACUCACUCACUCUUUCUUUCUCUUUCUCUCAUCUCAUCUCUUCAUCUUUUCUAUUUCCGAUUCAAUCUCCUUUUGCCUUUCUGUCUCGUUUUUUUCUUCUAUCUUUCUGUCUUCUCUUAUUUUUCUUCUUUUCUUGCUUCUCUUAUACUCUUCUUUUUCUUUUUUUUGCGCUCUUUCUUUUUUUCUUUUUUUUCUUCUCUUUCUUUUUUUUUUCCUCCUCACUCUUUCUUUCUCUUUUCUUUCUCUCAUCUCUUCUUCAUCUUUUUUCUUUCCGAUUCAAUCUCCUUUUGCCUUUCUGUCUCGUUUUCGCUUCUAUCUUUCUGUCUUCUCUUAUCUUUCUUCUUUUCUUGCUUGCUUCUCUUAUACUCUUCUCUUUUUUCUUUUUUUGCACUCUUUCUUUUUUCUCUCUUUUUCUCUCUUUCUUUCUUUCUCCUCCUCCUCUUUUUUCUCUUUCUCUUUCUCUCAUCUCUUCUUCGUCCUUUUCUAUUUCCGAUUCAAUCUCUUUUGCCUUUCUGUCUCGUUUUCGUUUCUUAUCUUUCUGUCUUCUUUAUCUUUUUUUUUCUUCUUUUCUUGCUUGCUUCUCUUAUCUCUUCUCUUUUUUUUUUUUUUUUUGCACUCUUUCUCUUUUUUUUCUCUCUUUCUCUCUCUUUUUUCUUUUCUAUUUCCUCUUAACUCUUCUCUUUUUUUUUUUCUUUUUUUCUCUUUCUCUUUCUCUCUCCACUUUCUUCUUCGUCCUUUUCAUUUCCGAUUCAAUCUCUUUUUGCCUUUUCUGUCUCGUUUUCUUUCUCUUCUAUCUUUUUUUUUUGCACUCUUUCUUUUUUCUCUCUUCUCUUUCUCACUUUUUUUUUUCAUGUUUUGCAUCCUUUUUGCGAUUCUCCUUAUACUUUCUUCUCGUUUUUUCUUUUUUUAUCUCUUAUCUUUCUUUUUUCUUCUUUUUCUCUCUCUCUCUUUUUUUCUUUCUCUCUUUCUUUUUCUCUCUCACUCUUUCUUUUCUUUCUCUUUCUUUCAUCUCUUCUUCGUCCUUUUCUAUUUCCGAUUCAAUCUCCUUUUGCCUUUCUGUCUCGUUUUCGCUUCUAUCUUUCUGUCUUCUCUUAUCUUUCUUCUUUUCUUGCUUGCUUCUCUUAUACUCUUCUCUUUUUUCUUUUUUUGCACUCUUUCUUUUUUCUCUCUUUUUCUCUCUCUCUUUCUUUCUCUCACUCACUCACUCUUUCUUUCUCUUUCUCUUUCUCUCAUCUCUUCUUCGUCCUUUUCUAUUUCCGAUUCAAUCUCCUUUUGCCUUUCUGUCUCGUUUUCGCUUCUAUCUUUCUGUCUUCUCUUAUCUUUCUUCUUUUCUUGCUUCUUCUCUUAUCUCUAUUUUUUCUUUUUUUUUCUUUUUUUUUCUCUCUUUUCUCUUCUCUUUCUUUUUUACUCCUACUUUUUCUUUCUCUUUUUUUCUCUCAUCUCUUCUUUCCUUUUCUAUUUCGAUUCAAUCUCCUUUUGCCUUUUGUCUCUUUUUUCUUUUUCUUUCUGUCUUCUCUUUCUUUCUUCUUUUCUUUUUUCUUAUACUCUUCUCUUUUUUCUUUUUUUCUUUUUUUUUCUUCUUUUUCUCUUUCUUUCUUUCUCUCAUUUUUCUUUUCUUCGUCUCUUUUCGUCCUUUUUAUUUUGAUUCAAUCUCCUUUCUUUUUUCUGUCUCGUUUACGCUUCUAUCUUUCUGUCUUCUGUCUUCUUUUUUAUCUUUUCUCUUCCUUUUUUUGCUUUUUUCUUCUUUCUUUUAUACUCUUUCUCUUUUUUCAUCUUUUUCGUCCUUUUUCUAUUUCCGAUUCAAUCUCCUUUUGCCUUUCUUCUCGUUUUUUUUAUCUUUUCUGUCUUCUUAUCUUUUUCUUUUUUUCACUUCUCACUCUUUUUUCUCUUUUUUUUUUUCUCUUUCUUUUUCUCUUUUCUCUCUUUUUCUAUUUCGAUCACUCGUUUUCUUUCCUUUUUCUCUUUUUCUCUUCUUUCGUCUUUUUUCUAUUUCAUUCUUUUUCCUAUCUUUCUUUCUCGUUUUCUUUUUAUCUUUUUCUUCUUUUUCUUUUUUCUUUUUCUUGCUUUUUCUCUUAUACUCUUUUUCUCUUUUUUUUUUUGCACUUUUUUUUUUCUUUUUUUUUCUUUCUUUUCUCUUUCUUUCUUUCUCUCCUCUCCUUUUCUUUUCUUUCUCUUUCUCUCAUCUCUUCUUCAUCCUUUUCUAUUUCGAUUCAAUCUCUUUUUGCCUUUCUGUCUCGUUUUUCUUCUAUCUUUCUGUCUUCUCUUAUCUUUCUUCUUUUCUUGCUUGCUUCUCUUAUACUCUUCUUUUUUUUUUUUUGCACUCUUUCUUUUUCUUUUUUUUUUUCUUUCUUUCUUUUCUUUCUCACUCCUCUUUCUUUUUCUUUCUCUCUCUUCUUCGUCUUUUUCUUUCGAUUCAAUCUCCUUUUGCCUUUUCUGUCUCGUUUUCCUUCUAUCUUUCUUUCUCUUAUCUUUCUUCUUUUCUUCUUUUGCUUCUCUUUUCUUCUUUUUUCUUUUUGCACUCUUUUUUUUUUCUCUUUUUUCUCUUUUCUCUCUUUUCUUUUCUUUUUCUUUUCUCUUUCUUUCUUUCUCUCAUCUCUUCUUCGUCUUUUUUUAUUUCGAUUCAAUUCCUUUUGCCUUUCUGUCUUUUUUUCCUUCUAUCUUUCUGUCUUCUUAUCUUUCUUCUUUUCUUGCUUGCUUCUCUUAUACUUUUCUUUUUUCUUUUUUUUUGCACUCUUUCUUCUCUUUUUUUCUUUUUUCUUUUCUCUUUCUUUUUUUUCUUUUCUUUUUUUUCUCUUCUUCUCUUUUUAUUUCCGAUUCAAUCUCCUUUUUUGCCUUUCUCUUUUUCUUUCUGUCUCUUAUCUUUUCUUCCUUUUUUCUUUUUCUUAUACUCUUCUCUUUUUUUUUUCUCAUCUUUCUUUUUUUUUUUUUUUUUCUCUUUCUUUCUUUCUUUUCUCAUUCUUCUUCGUCCUUUUUUUUUUCUUUUUCUUUUCUCGUUUUCUUUUUCUUCUCUUUUUUUUAAAAUUCUUUCAAUCUUUUUAUCUUUCUGUCUUCUUUUCGCUUCUAUCUUUCAUUCUUUCUUUAUCUCUUCUUCUUCUCUUCUUUUUUUUUUUUUGUAA